Messenger RNA from Anarrhichthys ocellatus (wolf-eel), 1473 nucleotides. RefSeq names its product ladybird homeobox 1b (gene lbx1b). Gene Ontology annotation, biological process: regulation of transcription by RNA polymerase II. Gene Ontology annotation, cellular component: nucleus. Gene Ontology annotation, molecular function: DNA-binding transcription factor activity, RNA polymerase II-specific; sequence-specific double-stranded DNA binding. The coding region runs from base 318 to 1130 and encodes 270 amino acids. The transcript is spliced from 2 exons. Lineage: Eukaryota; Metazoa; Chordata; Actinopteri; Perciformes; Anarhichadidae. The record is from RefSeq and is a predicted model, not a curated record.
GGGAAGAGGGCGAAAGUGCCACUGGAGAUAAUUGAUUACCUACCAAUCAAUGAUAACUUGUUAGUAAUCGUCAACUCUUUGGACCUCGCCAUUUUCAGGGAGGCAUCUCACUCCUGCGGACUUGCUGCUCCCGAGGAUCGACACUCUAAAGACAUCCCGUUUUGGAAUAAGAUUUUAUUUUCUUCAUUCUCUCCUCAGUGUUUUGGGGUUUUUUUUUACCUCCCAAACUGUUAUGUGACUUUUUUCCUCAAUAGUAUCGUUCGUUUUUAACCGACAAAUAUUUCAACGAAGUCCUUUACAAACUCUGCGCACAACCAAUGAUGACAUCCAAAGAAGUGGCCAAAUGUGAUGCAGUGGAGAACAGGAGGCGAAGUCCGCUGGACCACUUGCCGCCUCCUGCCAACUCCAACAAGCCGCUGACCCCCUUCAGCAUCGAGGAUAUCCUGAACAAACCGUCUGUGAAACGAAGUUAUACAAUUUGCGGAACAGCUCAUCUAAUUUCGUCCUCUGAGAAGCACCGUCCGUCCAGCAUCCCCCUGUCCAGCCGGGCUCUCCUCAACCAAACCUCCCCGCUCUGCGCGUUAGAGGAGCUGGCCAGCAAGACCUUCAAGGGGCUGGAAGUUAGCGUUUUACAGGCUGCGGAAGGCCGGGACGGCAUGACUCUGUUCGGUCAGAGAAGCACUCCGAAGAAGCGUCGGAAGUCUCGGACUGCGUUCACCAAUCACCAAAUCUACGAGCUAGAGAAGCGCUUCCUGUACCAGAAGUACCUGUCGCCGGCCGACCGGGACCAGAUCGCGCAGCAGCUAGGCCUGACGAACGCGCAGGUCAUCACGUGGUUUCAGAACCGGAGGGCCAAGCUAAAACGGGACCUGGAGGAGAUGAAGGCCGACGUGGAGUCGGCCAAGGCCGUCGGCCAGGUCCCCUUGGAGAAGCUCGCCAAGCUGGCAGACCUGGAGAAAUGCGCCAACGGUACGCUGGGCCACCCGCGAGCCCAUUCCCCCGCGCGGGGCGGCAAGCAGCGCGAGCUCGUUCAGAAACUGCGGAACUCGCCGCUGUCCCCAUUCUCAGACCACACAACUAGUAAAGAGUGCUCAGAGGACGAGGACGUGGAGAUUGAUGUGGAUGACUGAUGGCGCAGCGUGGGGCUCGAAGGUCGAGAAACACAAAAAGACGAUAGAAAAAAUCCUACCGAGGACUUGUAACUUACUGCUUAUAUUGUAUACCAUAUCUCAGAACAUGUACCAAAAUGUAAUGACUUUUAUAUCGACACAGAUAGACCUAUUCAUAGUGAAGCAUGAACCCAGAACAAGAAAUAUGCAGUGGUGUUUUACAAUGUAUUCAUUAGAAAACUGUUACUUCUUGCAAUCAAAGCAAUAUGGUCUAUAAUGACAUGAGUAACUUAUUAUUUUUUUACACUAUAGGCCAACGCACACACACACGCACGCACAUACACUUGCACGCACACACGCGCGC